Solanum stenotomum is the source of this 1334-nucleotide messenger RNA. RefSeq names its product endo-1,3;1,4-beta-D-glucanase-like. The transcript has 7 exons. Gene Ontology annotation, molecular function: hydrolase activity. Lineage: Eukaryota; Viridiplantae; Streptophyta; Magnoliopsida; Solanales; Solanaceae. The record is from RefSeq and is a predicted model, not a curated record. The coding region runs from base 130 to 858 and encodes 242 amino acids.
UUUUAAUUCCAACAAUUUUUUGUCAUCUUAAGCUCCGUCUCAAAAUUCGUCUCCCUCGUAUCUGUCUGGUUAUGUGGUAUUCGGCCACUGCAACUGAGCGUGUAGAGAUCAAGAGAUGUCAGGGCGUGAAUGCUGCGAGAAUCCACCGGCUUUGAGCUCAAGCAGCGGAAAUGGGUGUGUGUUACAACUUGGAAGCUUCAACACAUACGUCUCUGGUCCUUCCACUUCCAAACUCGCCAUCCUCCUUGUCUCCGACGUUUAUGGAAGCUUGCUGACAAAGUUGCAGCUGCAGGAUACUAUGUGGUGGUUCCUGAUUUUUUUUAUGGUGAUCCUUAUACGAUGGAGAAAACUUUAUCAAUCUGGAUACAAUCACAUGGAACAGCUAAAGGAUUUGAAGACGCAAAACAGGUUGUUGCAGCUCUCAAAGAUAAAGGUAUAUCUGCAAUUGGAGCUGCAGGGUUUUGCUGGGGUGCAAAGGUGGUUACUGAGCUAUCUAAGUCUGACUACAUUCAAGCUGUAGUGCUAUUGCACCCAUCGUUAGUGAAAGUUGAUGAUUUCAAAGAGGUGAAGGCACCAAUAGCUAUUUUAGCUGCUGAGAUAGAUAAAAUCUCUCCUCCAGAGCUUAUUAAGCAGUUUGAGGAGAUUUUAUCAUCAAAACCUGAGGUGGACAAAUUUGUCAAAAUUUUUCCUGGUGUUAAGCAUGGAUGGACAGUGAGAUACAAUGUUGAAAACAAAGAGGCCGUGCAGCAUGCUGAAGAAGCCCACCGGGACAUGUUGGAUUGGCUUACCAAGUAUGUUAAGUACAGUCAGAAGGGAAGUGAACUUAGCAGUGUCCGAGGUCCCCGUUCCUCUAUGUGACUUGACUGUUCUUAGAUGACACAAGCAAACAACUACAAUGAAUUUGCAGUUUUCUUCAUCAGUAUUCCAUACAUUGUCAGCGUAGCGAUUGGUAAUUCAAAAAUAGAAAGAAUAUAAAUAAAGGUGCAUAUGCGGGAAGGGCCCCCCAUACACUGUCAGCAUAGUGAUUCUACUUUAGAGUUAUGUUUGGCUCCAUAAACGAGACAUAAGAUGUCCAGUUUAAAUCUGCUCAUGACCAUGAACCAUUACCAAGUUGUCGGACGUGUACUUCCCAACUUGAUGAUUGGCCUUAAAAUGAUUCUUAAGCUGUGAGUAUAGCCGGGACAAAACAUUCAGAAACUUGUUGAUAAGUCAAAUAGCCAGGAACACUGGCGGAGCUACCCUUGUCCAAGUGGAGUCAGUUGACACUCUGCCGGAAUAUUACACGAUGUAGAAUGUUUUUCGUUUUUAGAUUAUACAUUGAAUUUUCUUGACUU